Molecule: messenger RNA, 6556 nt
Organism: Candoia aspera
Lineage: Eukaryota; Metazoa; Chordata; Lepidosauria; Squamata; Candoiidae
Gene: SEMA6D
Product: semaphorin 6D
Exons: 19
Coding region: 214-3483 (1089 amino acids)
Biological process (GO): negative chemotaxis; neural crest cell migration; positive regulation of cell migration
Cellular component (GO): plasma membrane
Molecular function (GO): semaphorin receptor binding; chemorepellent activity
Source: RefSeq, a predicted model, not a curated record
GGCAAUCAGGUCGGGAACGGGGGAAGAAGAGCCAGCAGGAGGGACCGGGUUUCGGGCUGGCGGCCGGCAGGCAUGCCCUGCCAGCCCCGGCCGGUAGCACCAACCCCCGCCGCCGCAGCAGCAGCAGCAGAGGCGAGCGUCGAGGUCCGCCGAGCGACGGGUAAAUAGCUUUGCCAGUUGUGGUUUGUCCCCCACCCAUCCCACGCAGCAGCCAUGAAGUUUCGCCUCCUUGCUGCUUAUGCACUGCUAUUCAUGGUCUCCCGAUGCCGAGCUGUCAGCUUUCCAGAAGAUGAUGACCCUAUUAACGUGGUCGACUACCACUAUUCCAGGCAAUAUCCAGUGUUUAGAGGACGCCCUUCAGGCAACGAAUCCCAACACAAGCUGGACUUUCAACUGAUGUUGAAAAUUCGAGACACACUUUAUAUAGCUGGCAGGGACCAAGUUUAUACUGUCAACUUGAAUGACAUUCCAAAAGGAGAAGUUGUUCCGAGCAAGAAGUUAACAUGGCGGUCAAAGCAACAGGACAGAGAGAACUGCGCUAUGAAAGGAAAACACAAAGAUGAAUGCCAUAAUUUUAUUAAAGUCUUCGUCCCCAGGAAUGAUGAGAUGGUGUUUGUCUGUGGAUCGAACGCUUUUAAUCCUAUGUGCCGUUACUAUCGGCUGAAUACCUUGGAGUAUGAUGGUGAUGAAAUUAGUGGCUUGGCAAGAUGCCCAUUUGAUGCCAAGCAAACCAAUGUUGCCCUCUUUGCUGAUGGAAAACUCUAUUCUGCCACAGUGGCAGAUUUCUUGGCAAGUGACGCAGUUAUUUAUCGAAGCAUGGGGGACGGGUCGGCAUUACGAACAAUAAAGUAUGAUUCCAAGUGGAUAAAAGAGCCCCAUUUCCUUCACGCCAUUGAGUACGGGAACUUUGUUUAUUUCUUCUUUCGAGAGAUUGCUGUGGAACAUAAUAAUUUAGGCAAGGCUGUGUAUUCCCGUGUGGCUCGCAUCUGCAAAAACGACAUGGGAGGCUCUCAGAGAGUACUGGAAAAACACUGGACAUCAUUUCUGAAAGCCCGUCUCAACUGUUCAGUGCCUGGGGAUUCAUUUUUCUACUUUGAUGUACUACAGUCUAUCACAGACAUCAUUGAAAUCAGUGGCAUCCCAACCGUUGUCGGCGUUUUCACAACACAGCUGAACAGCAUCCCUGGGUCAGCAGUCUGUGCCUUCAGCAUGGAGGACAUUGAGAAAGUCUUCAAAGGAAGAUUUAAAGAGCAAAAAACCCCAGACUCUGUUUGGACAGCUGUACCAGAAGACAAAGUUCCGAGGCCAAGACCUGGUUGCUGUGCAAAACACGGCCCAGCAGAGGCUUACAAAACCUCCAUUGAUUUCCCAGAUGAAACGCUUUCUUUCAUCAAGUCCCAUCCUUUGAUGGAUUCCGCCGUUCCAUCUGUCAUCGAGGAGCCAUGGUUCACAAAGACAAGAGUCAGGUAUCGGUUGACUGCAAUUGCAGUGGAUCAUUCAGCUGGCCCAUAUCAAAACUACACAGUCAUCUUUGUGGGCUCUGAAGCUGGAAUGGUGCUUAAGAUCUUGGCAAAGACCAAAGCUUUUUCUCUGAAUGACAGCAUAUUACUGGAAGAGAUUGAUGCUUACAAUCAUGCAAAAUGUAAUGGGGAUGGUGAAGAGGACAAAAAAGUCAUCUCUCUGCAGCUGGACAAAGAGCACCAUGCGUUGUUCAUUGCAUUCUCCAGCUGCAUCAUUAGAAUUCCCCUCAGUCGUUGUGAACGUCAUGGAUCAUGUAAAAAGACUUGCAUUGCUUCUCAGGACCCUUACUGUGGCUGGUUGAACCAUGGGGCCUGCGGAAGAGUGAGAGCGAGCAUGUUGUUGUCUUUGUUUGUUUCAUACAACCACAGCACUGGAGGGUAUGAGCAAGACGUGGAAUACGGCAACACUGCCCAACUGGGGGAUUGCCAUGAAAUUUUGCCUACUACAACUACACCAGAUUACAAAAUAUUUGGCGAUCCAACAUCUGACAUGGCGUUAUCCUCAGCUUCCAUUACCACAGUGGGAAGUAUCCCAGUUAUCUCGCCCAAAGUGAUUGGUUCCUGGAAACCUAAAGUGACUGGCUCUCGGAAAUUUGUAGCUCAAGAUGACCCAAACACUUCUGAUUACUCUGAACCUUUAUCAGGGGUUCCAAAGGGUGUGAGGUGGGAAGUCCAGUCGGGUGAUUCCAACCAAAUGGUUCACAUGAACGUCCUGAUUACUUGCGUCUUUGCGGCUUUCCUCCUGGGAGCAUUUAUCGCUGGAGUGGCUGUUUACUGUUACCGGGAUGUUUUUGUGAGGAAGUCGAGGAAGAUUCACAAGGAUGCUGAAUCGGCUCAGUCCUGCACGGAUUCAAGUGGGAGUUUUGCCAAACUGAACGGCCUCUUUGACAGCCCUGUUAAAGAGUAUCAGCAGAAUAUUGACUCGCCCAAACUUUAUUCCAAUCUGCUGACCAGCCGCAAAGAGCUGCCCCCGACUGCUGACACAAAGUCAAUGUUGAUGGUGGACCACAGAGCCCAACCACCAGAACUGGCCGCUCUUCCAACCCCAGAAUCAACCCCAGUGCUGCAGCAGAAGGCUUUGCAGGCCAUGAAAAGCCAGAUGGACAAGGCCCAGAACAACCUCAGCGCUUCAAGAAAAGAAGCCCCCUUGAAGAGUCCUCAGUUUUUUCCCUCCAGUCCCCCACCCCAUUCUCCUCUAAGUCAUGCACAUAUCCCCAGUGCAAUUGUUCUUCCCAAUGCCACCCAUGAUUACAAUAUGUCCUUCUCCAACUCUAACGCGCACAAAGGGGACAAAAAGAUGCCGAAUGUGGAUCACCCGCUUGCUAAGUCAUCAGGCAAAAGAGACCACAGGCGAUCGGUGGAUUCCAGGAACACCUUGAAUGAUUUCCUGAAACAUUUAAACGAAACCCCUAGCAAUCCCAAAGCCAUUAUGGCUGACAUUCAAGUAGCUCACCAGACUUUAAUGUUGGAUUCCAUGGGCAAUGUGACCGAGGUCCCCCCCAAAGUCCCCAACCGGGAAGCAUCUUUAUAUUCUCCUCCAUCCACCCUGCCACGAAAUAGUCCGACAAAACGGGUGGAUGUCCCCAACACGCCGGCAGUACCAAUGACCUCUUUAGAAAGACAAAGGGGCUAUCACAAAAAUUCUUCCCAGCGGCAUUCUAUAUCAGCCCUUCCUAAAAACUUAAACUCCCCAAAUGGGAUGCUGCUGUCCAGGCAGCCUAGCAUUAACCGGGGAGGAUAUAUGACUCCCACCGGGAGCACAAAAAUGGACUACAUCCAAGGGACACCGGUCAGUGUCCACCUACAGCCUUCCUUGUCUAGGCAAAGCAGUUACACAAGCAAUGGAACACUUCCUCGGACAGGGAUAAAGAGGAUGCCCUCUCUAAAACCAGAUGUGCCACCCAAACCCUCCUUUGUUCCACAGACGCCUUCAGUCAGACCACUGAACAAAUACAGUUACUAAAACUUGCUUAAUCAAUCCAGAACUUGGGGCAAUGGUGCAGGACAGAUGGAAAGACUCUGACUCGCUUGUCAUGGAGGGCAUGGGGGGAACCGAAUUUGGGGGCAAAGAGGCUGUUUUAGCUCCAUCCGCUGGUUUUGCCUGGUACACCUGGCCCAAAGCAAGACUCCACUUGCUAGAUGCAUUACAAGAAGGGAAGGGCUGGCCACUGCAUUUCUUGUGUUGGGAGAGUAGGAGAGAUGUAGCACAAAAGGACGGGACUCCGUGGCCACUUUCAAAAGAGCUGUUUAGAGUACUUAGGGAGGAAGCAGAUCCGUGAACAAAAAUACUUGAAAAUAAGAAUAAUUAAAAUAAGAAUAAAAUGGGGUUUGUUUUAGACUGCCAUACUGUGUAGUCUUCCCAUGAAAUGUGAACGAUUUACUAUGUAUGCAUUUGCCUUGCCUCUUGCACAAAUAUCAGAACAAGAAAAUGUCUCAAUAAGUAUGUUGGUUAAGAAGCAACGUGCUGAACUUCAGUCUCUAGUCCAACUGUAGCAUUUUUAUUUUUGCCUCCAAAGGACAACAGUUUGUUUUAUGGCACAGAUAAAAAAAGGGGGGGGGAAUGUUCAUGGGGUGCGUGUGAGAGUGGGUGCAUGCAAGUGUGUGAGAAAGCCUUGAAUCCUAGGAGGUACUCGAUUCCAUUGCGUUGUCUGAAUAGGAAUGUUUACAUUUGUGACGGAACAAGACCUUACCAAUGGCUUCAACUCUGGCACUCUUGCCUUGCAAAGAUGCGCUGCAGAACUCAUGCACCAGGCUUUGUGAUAUUGAUUGUGGCAUAACACACAAUUAGGUGCAAUGUGAAACAGGCCAAACAUAGAUACUCAAAGCCAGGCUGCCAUAGAGUUAGGUAUCUAAUUUCCAAAUGUCAUUUUAAUGGGUUUCCAUUGACCCAACCCCUCUAUUUAGUUUACUGUCCUUCCAGACAUGAAGUGCUGAAGCCAUUCAGUAUAGAGGUUCUCAAUCUUCCCAAAUUUCAGAUUCAUCUUAAUGAAGGAAAAAGAGGACAUUCCCAUGGAGGAAAAUACCCCAAACUUCUGUUUUUCAAAUGCAAAGAGUUGAUCCAUAGCUUCAUGCAGUCUUUUUCCACCAUCUGUCUUAAGCUAGUGGGAAGUAAAGGAGAAACCACAUUGUCUUUUAUGUAUCCAACAACAUGUUCAGGAAAAGCCUGAGAGGGGAUAAGAAGGUAUGUUUGCUGUUGUGCAUCUCUGAUAACUGCUUACAUCAUUGUAAGGCAAUUCUUCUCACUUUUAAAGAGCUCUGUUGAACUUAAUGAGUAUGUUCCCACAACACACUAAGCCAGUAUUCUCUAAUCUGGUCUUCUUCCAGAUGAGCUGGGACUACAAUUCCCAAUAGUCCAACCUGGGCUGACUUAGAAUUCUGGGAGUUGUGGGUACAACACAUCUUGAAGACACUAGGUUGAGGAAGGGUCAACUGAAACAGCAAUAGGCAAUUAGGAGCUCUCCAGAUAGUGCUAAGCUACAAGUCCCAGCAUCCCUAGGAAGCAUGGCCAAUAGUGAAUGGUGAAGGAUACUGGAAGUUGUAGUUAGUAAUAUCUAGUUGUCUACCCCUGCAUGAAGCUCUGUGGCUUCUUCCCAAGUUUUGAAACUGUACCAUUCCAACACUCAUGGUAGGAACCAGCAGGUACAAGCAAUGUUCUCCCUGUUGUAGCAGAAGUUGGCUUUGGAUAUCAUGUGAACACACCCAAAUUCAUAAGUGUUCAUAAGUGAGGGAGGAUAAAUAUGACAAAUUCCCCAUAAUACAGCCAUCCCCCAAUGUCUUAGCAGGAUCCAUCCAUCAAAAUUCAACAGAAGCACAGCCCAUAUUUUCAGCUUGUGGUUUCUCUGAAGCCAUGCCAAUAUUGUAAAUAUUCUAUGUGUGAACUUACUCAGAUCUGUGCAUUUUGUGCCUUAUUCACAAAGAAUGAUUUUUUUUUAAAUCACUUACUAUUAAAAUCCUGUCAAGUGUUCUCUGUAAUAGUACAUCAUAAACCCCUGAGUGCUGUAAGUUCUCUCUGCAGUGUCCAAAAACAUGAAAGGAAGGAGCAGGGAGGGAAGGGAUUAAUAUUUUCUGCAGAACCAUUCAUUAUCCAUGAAAAGGUAAUCUAUAAGCCAAGGAAGUAGCAAUCUUGCUGUGCUAAAUCUAUAAACCCUGAAUUGCUUAAGAAUCAAACUGUUACAAUGGGAAAUUGCAUGAGGUUUCUAGGAUAAUACAACCCAGCUGAAGUUGCAUAUGGUAGUUUGCUACAGUGUGUGCUUGUAGCUGAUUGUCAACUCAGAUGGGGAUCUUAGAUUGUGUAUGAUGUUCCACCAUUUGGUUGCUGAACACUGCAGCCUCCGUAGCCAACCGCUCGUUGACAGGUCAAAUGACUCCCAUGCAAAAGAUCUGUUUCUAUUAUAAGUGGAAAAAAAAAUACGUUUUUAAAGGGAUUGUUCUUUAAUAUAGACAAUUAAACUUUUCCAAUCUGUAAGUCAAGCAUUACUUCUCCCCCCCCAAAUACCACAAGUAAUUUUCCUUAAAAUAUCUCAGCCUUGCAACUAAUACCUUUUAAAUUUAUUUUUAAAAAAUCAAAUGGCAAAAAUGUAAUUGACGUCACUUUACAAUUAUUAAUGAGUAAUACAUACUUGUGUAAAACUGAAACAUAAGUGUUAUGUGAACCCAAAUAACUUUUCUGUAACAUUGUGCUGCCUCGUUAGAUGGUAAUGUGAGUCAUCUCAAUAUUUCUGUUGAAACCUCUAACAUUCAACAUAGUCUUUAUUCUGUUAAUUUAUAAUUUGUGUUGGGUUUUGUUUUUUAAAAUAAACACAUGCUUUAUCCAUUUGUGCAAAGGUAAAUGCAGAUUGUAUCUUUUUUAAUGGUACAGCUUAAAAAAGUAACCCUAAAAACAAAAGGAGAAAAGACGAGAAAAGCUGCUCUAUACAAGCUAUGGAGUACUUUAACAUGUAUAGAUAUCUUGUAAACUUGUAUUGUGGAUGUGUAAAUAAUACGUCCUUUGGGUUUUUAACACCGCAUGUAAAGAUAAAAUAAACUCUUCAAAAGUA